Purpureocillium lilacinum is the source of this 981-nucleotide messenger RNA. NCBI's taxonomy places the organism in Eukaryota, Fungi, Ascomycota, Sordariomycetes, Hypocreales, Ophiocordycipitaceae. The record is from RefSeq and is a predicted model, not a curated record.
AUGAUUCUGAACAGAGACAUCGUGCUUAUCUUCCUCAACUACCUUCUCGCCGUCCUCUACAGAGAGCUAGACAGCCUCGACCAAGUAACUGCCUUUAAUAUCCGCAGGGCACAAACCCAGACUAGCAUACUAGGCUCCUUUUUCGGCGAGUUCAGCAUUAUCGGUAUCUUCCUUACGCUGCUCAGCCUUGGCAAGGCGGUCAACCUCGUCCAUACUGGAAAAGUCUCCUCGGUCGAUCGAUUCAUCCAAUGGGGCGCAUACAGCGUCGCUGGAGCCCUUGCCAUCUUGAACACUGCCUCGUUUGCGCUCAGCGAAAAGCAAUACGCAGACGAUGGUCAUCGCUUCGAUCCCACAGCACUGAAAUACCUCAGACAGAUCACCUUUGCGAUGCUCGCGAUCCAAAUGACCCUCAAUGUGUCUAUCCUAGUCAAGUCUAUUGCUGUCACUGCCCCGACACGGGCUGUCGCGGGGUUAACGACUCCUACGCGUUACCUCAUUAUAUGCUGUGUUCUCAUGCUAUUCAAGACGUGCUACGACGUCGGCUACUAUGCCGAGUACAUCCCUCUUGAUGACUCUGUGUCCGCACGGAAAAGCCCUGGGGCCUAUUUCGCUAUACUGGAUGUUAUUUUCAACUUCUGGCCGACCUUCACCACCUUCAUAAUCCUCUUCGUCUUGAGUACCAAGAAGCAAAAUGGCGUCUGGACUACCGAGAAGGUAACUCACCCCUCGGCCCACGAGAUGCCUGCUCAGCCAACACGAUGGGGCUACAACUAUGACACCGAGAACCAAGGGAUUCCGCAGGGCUGGCACCAACCGCCGGCCCCGAUAAUGUUGCCGGCAUAUUCACGCCCUCAAGAGCUUUCGACUCAACAAGAAUUCGCCGAGUUGCACGCGCCGCAGUUCUGGCAUGAGCUUCCCACCCAACAGCAUGGAAAAGAUCCGCACGUUGGGGCUACGUCGCCUCACUGGCAGGCUCCCUGA